Podospora anserina S mat+ is the source of this 804-nucleotide messenger RNA. RefSeq lists its product as uncharacterized. Bases 1 to 804 code for a protein of 267 amino acids. Gene Ontology annotation, molecular function: transcription coactivator activity; chromatin DNA binding. The record is from RefSeq and is a predicted model, not a curated record. Gene Ontology annotation, cellular component: nucleus. NCBI's taxonomy places the organism in Eukaryota, Fungi, Ascomycota, Sordariomycetes, Sordariales, Podosporaceae. Gene Ontology annotation, biological process: positive regulation of DNA-templated transcription. The transcript has a single exon.
AUGGAUCAGGCCUUGGCCGAGCAGCAUCAAUGGACCAUCUUGCGAUAUUCUCGGUCUAACGAUGAGGACAGCUGGGUCAUGCUGACCCGUGACGGCGAGAUUGUGCCUAUCCCCGGGGAGAAAAUCCUGCACACCUCACGGCCACGAGUCUCGCUGGAGAUCACGACGCCGAAAGAGCUCAAUAUCGCCAACCCAUACACUCUCAAAGUCGAUAAUGGCAUUGCCUACAUUACCAACGAGCGGGUAAGACCAUCCAUCCCACCGCCCCCUCUCCUUGUUAGGAAGUUGCUCAGAGCUCACCGGUCCCCCCUCUCACAGGUGAUAUAUCUCCCUAUUAGACCUAGCGAGAAUUUCAAGUCGUUCUUUGCGCCCGCCUUGAACUUUACCGACACCCAUGUACAGUCGUCAUGGAUUGGCCCCUGGAGCUGGGGUGGCACCGUCAGGCCUGUCCCCGGCGGCGGCAUCCCCAUGCACAUCCCCCGGAUCGAGGUCAAGUUUGUCUUCAGGGAUGGGGGUCACAGCGACUUCCAGAACAAGUACGAGUGGCUCAAGGAACGUCUUCACCAUGCCCGGGAAAUGGGGCUGAACCCCGGUUCGAACUUGGAGCCUCCUCCGCCCUACGAGGACAACGCGCCCGGAACUUCCUCCGGCCCGGCCGGCAGUGCCCCGGCCGGCACUUCUGAUCAGCCUCAGCCGCCUCCACCCGUUCCCGACGAGCCGCCCCCGGACUAUGUCGAGGCGCAGACUCAGGCUAUUUCGACGCAGUACGAGGAGAGAGUGAGGCAGGAUGCAGAGCGGCAAUGA